AUGUUAGAUCUUCAACUCAGUCUCUCAUCCCCAGCCCUACUUGCUGCCUUGCUCGCGCUUAUUGCCAGCUACCUCCUUUUCUCUCGAUCAAAGCUCAGCAGCGCCCCAUCUCCCUCAUCUUCCCCCUCUGACGCAGUCCCGCUGAUCCCUCUGGUCGCCGACCUACCCUCCGCCGGCAAUUUCCGAGAUGACUUCCUCCUCCGACGUCGCAUCUACGGUUCAGUCCAUCGGGUCACCGAACCCAACGGAAUGAUCAACACCUACAUCGGCGACCCUCUUGCCAUCAAGGACAUCAUUGAACAGCCCGAUAUUUUCGAACUGGGUCCUCUCCAUUCCGGUGCUGCACCCAUGUGGCGUAUCUCCCCCACUGCCGGUCAGUGGUUCGCUCAAGUAGGUGGACAAGCUACCGUCCGUCAUUCCUCCCAUCUCUUUUCCGGAUCCCGACUGGCAGCUUUACAGAAGCGAUUUGUGGAAGCGACCAGGAGGCAGUUUGAUCGAUUGAAAGCGGGGAGGAAAGAGGAUCUCUUCGCAACAGUGAGCGAAUUGUUUUUUGAAGCAACUAUGGAAGCUUUGUUUACGGAUAGAUGGCCCAAAGGUGAAUAUAAGGAGUACGAGAGAUGGGAUGCCGAAUUGACACCCUUUUGCAUGGGAAUGGCGAGUGAGAGAGCGAUAGAGGCGAGAGAUAGGUUUUGGAGAUUGACUAAGGAACAAGUGGAUGAAUGGCUAAGUGACUGUUCCUUGCAGGCCAGGGAACAGCUGUUGGAGUUGGAGAACAAGUAUUCGCUUCCGCAUGAUGAUGCAGUGGCCAUCGUGCUCCGUACUGCAUGGCUGGGGUCGACACAAUCGCCACUCUCUGCAGGCUGGUUGCUGUGUUUGCUCUCCCAUCGACCUGAUGCGAUCGACAAGAUCCGAACCGAACUCUCGCAGCUCCAACAGAAGCUAGCAAUCAACACGGACGAUAUUGCUUCCAAUCCUGACCUUCUCAAAGGCGAGAACCUGCCCACGCUCGAUAACUUUGUCAACGAGCUCCUCCGCGUCUUCUCCGCCCAAAGUGUUCCUCGAUUCUGUCACAAAGAUACCACCAUCCGCGCUCUCGGGCCCAACAACACCGUCCUCCAUUACCAAGUCAAGCAGGGCGACAUCCUUCAACUUCUCUACUGGAACGUACACGAUGCUUCCUUCAACCCCCAGUUCUGGCCUGGAGGAGAGCAGGGAGAGACGUACCAAGAGACCCUCCAACCUUUCGACGAAACUCGGUUUGACGACGCAGACCGCAAACUACCCGUGUUUAGGAUCAAAGAGAACAACGAGACGGUCAAGACAUGGACGCCUUUCGGGUACGGUGUUAGGGUGUGUCCAGGGAGAUAUUGGGCUGUGGCGGAAAUCAAGGCCUUCGUCUUGAUGUUUUUGCAAAGGUUUGAUGUGCGUGAGAUGGGCAAGCUUCCAAGGCCGGAUGCUGGGAGAUGGUUGGGUGUCUUACAUCCCAAAGAUGGGAUGGCUGCUACACUGAGCGCUCGCUCAUAG
This is a messenger RNA of Ustilago hordei, 1524 nucleotides long. RefSeq lists its product as uncharacterized. The coding region runs from base 1 to 1524 and encodes 507 amino acids. The record is from RefSeq and is a predicted model, not a curated record. Gene Ontology annotation, molecular function: oxidoreductase activity, acting on paired donors, with incorporation or reduction of molecular oxygen; steroid hydroxylase activity; heme binding. The transcript has a single exon. Lineage: Eukaryota; Fungi; Basidiomycota; Ustilaginomycetes; Ustilaginales; Ustilaginaceae.